This is a messenger RNA of Osmia lignaria (orchard mason bee), 3060 nucleotides long. RefSeq names its product Leucine zipper like transcription regulator 1 (gene Lztr1). Lineage: Eukaryota; Metazoa; Arthropoda; Insecta; Hymenoptera; Megachilidae. Gene Ontology annotation, cellular component: Golgi apparatus. The record is from RefSeq and is a predicted model, not a curated record. Gene Ontology annotation, molecular function: protein binding.
CGCCUGGGAGGAACGACAUCAGCUCACCAAAUGGAGCGGUGGACAGUGGACGAACUCAAAUCCGCAUCAAAUUCAUAAGAGUAGAGCUUGGAGCGCUUGCACUUUUCUUGUGAUAGUUUAAAAUCAACAUAUCGUAUCCAUUUUUACUAUCGAACUCAAUUAAAAGAAGUAUUAUUAUUGUGAUUUUUGUAUAUCAAUUGAGUAAACUAUGUAAAAUAAACGAUUUUUUAUAGUUUUAAUGUGUUCUCUUGUAACCCCGACUGUAUGUACUCUACUCGAUCGAUAUAACCAUACGGUUUUGACAGUUCAAUAGACGAGUGAUUUGUCUACCUUUUAAAUCAUAUAAAUAGGAUUUUUAUUAUAUUAUAAUACAGCGUCAUUAAUAUUUGAGCUUGGAAAUGUUCACAGAUUUAUUUCUGUAUAAUGGAAGCUUUGAGUUUGUAAAAUAUGAGAUAUGAUUCAGUCGGUAUACUAUAGGUUAAGCAUGAUUUUCCUAAAGUGACUGUAUUUCUUUGAAAUAAGCGAAAAUGGAUAAUGUUGCGACUGCAGAGUGUUUGACUCUUGAGUUUGGACCUUUUGAAACAGUCCAUCGCUGGCAACGUAUGCCAGAAUGUGACGAAUUUGUCGGUGCCAGGCGUAGCAAACAUACUGUUGUAGCAUACAAAGAUGCGAUAUAUGUUUUUGGUGGUGAUAAUGGUAAAAGAAUGUUGAAUGAUUUGUUACGAUUUGAUGUGAAAGAAAAGUCCUGGGGACGUGCAUUUGCAACAGGAAUACCUCCUGCUCCACGUUAUCAUCAUUCAGCAGUUGUGCAUGAUUCUUCUAUGUUUGUAUUUGGUGGUUACACUGGUGAUAUACAUUCCAAUUCAAAUCUCACCAAUAAAAAUGACUUAUUUGAAUAUCGAUUUCAAACUGGCCAAUGGACUGAAUGGAAGUUUAUUGGGAAAACUCCUGUUGCUAGAUCUGCACAUGGAGCUGCUAUAUAUGACAAUAAGUUAUGGAUAUUUGCAGGGUAUGAUGGAAAUGCAAGAUUAAAUGAUAUGUGGACAAUAUCAUUAUUACCUGGAGAACCAAGGAUAUGGGAGGAAGUUGUUCAGUCUGGUGACUGUCCACCAACAUGUUGUAACUUUCCGGUUGCCGUAGCACGUGAAUCGAUGUUUGUAUUUAGUGGUCAGAGCGGAGCCAAGAUAACUAAUAGCCUCUUUCAAUUUCAUUUUCGAGAGAAACGAUGGACACGAAUUUCAACUGAACACAUUCUUCGAGGUGCACCGCCACCACCAGCGCGUCGAUAUGGUCAUACCAUGGUCAGUUUUGAUAGGCAUCUUUAUGUAUUUGGCGGUGCUGCUGAUUCUACCCUACCUAACGAUCUUCAUUGCUAUGAUCUUGAUACCCAAACGUGGAAUAUCAUUUUGCCAUCUGCUGACAGUCAGGUUCCAUCCGGUCGACUAUUCCACGCGGCAGCAGUAAUCGGAGAGGCAAUGUUCAUUUUUGGCGGUACAGUUGAUAAUAAUGUACGAUCCGGAGAAACAUAUCGAUUUCAAUUUUCAUCCUAUCCAAAGUGCACUUUACACGAUGAUUUCGGAAGGUUGUUAAAUGGACGUCUUUUUUGCGAUGUCGAAUUUGUAGUUGGUGAUUCAGAAACAAAAAUACCAGCGCAUAUAGCAAUGGUAACAGCUCGUUCUCAAUUUCUUAGAGCUCGUAUUAGGCAAGCACGAGAAAAGCGAGAUAAACAUUUAGAGGAAGUGUUUGGUAUUGUGGAUGUACCAAUCAAAGAUCUUCCUUUAUUGGAGGUGAGACUAACAGAUGCUGUACCGGAAGCUUUCGAAAUGGUAUUAAAUUAUAUUUACACCGAUCGAAUCGAUCCAACUAAAAGAAGCAAAAAUGGUUCGAAUAAAAGCGUCGAAGACCCAUGGAGCAAUCGAAUCGUGCUUCUUAUGAUGGAUGUGUAUCGUUUAGCUUUGGAAUUUAAUAUGAAACGAUUGGAACAACUAUGUGUUCAAUAUCUGAAGGCUACCAUUAGCCAUGCCAAUGUAUUAGAAGCAUUACACAAUGCUGCUCAUUUGAAACUGUAUUUCAUAAAAGAGUUUUGUCUAAAUUUCGUGGUGAAGGAGAGUAAUUACAAUGAGAUUGUAAUGAGCAAAGAAUUUGAAACUUUGGAUCAACCUUUGAUGGUUGAAAUCAUUAGGAAAAGGCAGAUGCCCCUGAGGGGAGUCUUUCAUAGACAAUGUGACCUUAGCACAGGGACAACGUUGGAACAAGAUAUGGAGGCAUUUUUGAAAAGCGUCGGUCGAGAAUUCUGUGAUAUAACAUUAAUGUUAGACGGCGUACCAAUUCCAGCUCAUAAAGCGAUUCUUGCAGCGCGGUGUAGUUAUUUCGAGGGAAUGUUCCGUUCGUUUAUGCCAGGAAAUAAUAUAGUGAAUGUAUAUUUCUUUCAGAUACAGAUCGGUGAAAUGAUUCCAUCUUCUGACUCGUUUGAUUCAUUGUUAAGGUACAUUUAUUACGCAGACGUUUCAAUGCCUCCUGAAGAUUCUCUGUAUUUGUUCACCGCGCCAGUGUUCUAUGGUUUCACGAACAAUAGAUUGCAAGCAUUUUGCAAACAGAAUCUUGAAAUGAACGUUACUUUUGAAAAUGUGAUACAAAUUUUGGAAGCUGCUGACAGAAUGCAAGCUGCGGAUAUGAAGAAAUAUGCUUUGAAUCUUAUUGUACAUCAUUUUACAAAGGUUGCAAGGGUUCCCAGACUUAAACAAUUAAGUCGAGAACUAUUGUUGGACAUUUUGGAAGCAUUGGCAGAUGAACGUAGCGAGGCACGAACGUGUCAAGAUAUGGCAAAUGAUUGCUGACUGAACUUUGCCUCGUACCGUCGGCCUGCAAUCGUACAAGCAAGGACAUUUCAGUACCAUGGACCAGCCUUGACAACGUCCAUGGAAAAUUUUAUAUUAAAGUACGCAAAUUAAGAAGAGGAGACUGUACAAAUAUUUUCUACUUGAAACGUCGCCGGUGAUCAAAUAUUGUUACAAAUAUAUGUAUAUUUAAAGGUUUUAUAAAGUGACAUAAUUUAUUGAA